Messenger RNA from Cimex lectularius (bed bug), 1339 nucleotides. RefSeq lists its product as uncharacterized. Lineage: Eukaryota; Metazoa; Arthropoda; Insecta; Hemiptera; Cimicidae. The transcript has 6 exons. The annotation marks the transcript as partial. Gene Ontology annotation, molecular function: ubiquitin binding. The record is from RefSeq and is a predicted model, not a curated record.
CACUUUAUACACAGGUAUCAUGGAAGAGAGGCGGUGGUCGUGUCGGCCCUUCAAGUCGAGAAACACCCAGUAUCAACACCGGGACCGUUUACGCCGCCCCCGGCCCGUCUUCAAACGAGGCCGUCCAUCGUGAGCAGACCGCAGCCAAAACCGCAUUCUCCCAAGAUGAAACUAAGAUAUCUAAAAAGCGUAUUUCCCGUCGUUGAAGAAACAAUUCUUUUGGACACGCUUUGUAACUCGGACAAUAACGUUACCCACGCCACCGAAAGGCUUUUACACCUAGGAUUCAACAAAAAGGACACCCCGCCUCCAAGAGUGUCUCUCAAAAAGAAGGAACAACCUGAUGAUGUCAGAGAAAUUCCUCUUCGUCCUCCUUUUCGGCCAGGGGUUACAAAAACAGAAGAAGAGAAGAAAGAAAUGAAAAAUCAUUUGUGCCAAAAAUACCCCAAUCUGCCUGAAAUGGUUAUAUCCCUUGCAAUGGACAGUGCAUCGUACAAUGAAGAAACCGCUGAGACAAUUUUGUCAUUGAUGCUUGAAGAGAAACCGGUCAAACAAAAAGAGACAACCGAAGAAGUGUCCGAAGCCCCUAAAAUAAUAACGGAAGACGCGGAAAUUAAGACCGAAGCGGUUCCUAUCAGCCCAGUAGCCAUUGAUGAAAAAAGCUUCAAGAAAAGACAAAAAGGCCGGGUGGAUCAGAGGCAAGUAUUAAUCAAGGAAACACAAAUAGAGGUUAAAGAAGAUGCACAGAUGAAAAAUUGCACUUUUGAAUCACCAUUGCUAAUCAAGCCCAAGGGUCCAAAUUCAUUGAUUUCAAAAGGCCCCAAUGAGAGUCUAUUGCUUGAGGACUACGUACCAUGGAUCGGGCCAAAGAGGAACUUAGCCAUGGGUUCGAACAAAUCCCUUUGCGUCGGACCAAGAGGUGCCAAAGGACCCGACUUAUCAGCGAGGAAAGGUCCUCAAAGCUCUUUGGCCAAAGGAAGCAUAUAUUCCAAGUUUCAAGUUCACCCGGGUACGAGGUGCAACUAGCAAAAGAAUGAGGCCAUCAGGUCGAGGAGAAGGUCAUGGAGCGCACCACCCAUCUUACAGCCCUACCAUUCUCUCACACUGAUGAUCGCUAAGGAGAGGCAGUUUGGCAGGAAAAUGAUAAUCAUAUGAUUUGCUCAAACUACAGAUUGAAUUAAUAUAUUUUUGAGUAUGCUGACUUGUCCAGAUAUAGAGAAUAUAUGAUAAAAAAAGCUGCACUUAUUCUAUCAAAAUUUUGAUAGGCUAAUAAUUAAAAAUGACAUUAUUUAGUAAACAAAUAAUGUGCCAAACUACGUAAAAAUUAAUAUUUAGUGAA